UCUCCUAAACUCCGGCACCUAAACGCCGCGUCGCGCGGACCCAGACUCACGGGGAGGAACACCCUCGCUUCUAACUACACUUUACAGUUUAAGUAAAACUUGUGCUUAUUAUACACCUGCUUCCUUUUUUCGCGUUCUGAUUCAUCUUUGUCAUCCUGCUGACGGACUGAGUUUGGAUACUGGCAGAGGGCGGGAGGAGGAGGCAAAGGAGGCUGACGGCUGUCAGAUGGAGCACCGGGCUCCUGGAUCUCAGGGCGCACGGCGAACCCGGAGUGAGUGAAGCCGGUGGGUGGACGCUGCUCCCCGGUUCAUGCUGUUCACAGUGUGGCCAUGACGGGCACCCAGGAGCCAGACCUGCGUGAGCAGCAUGAAGGACCAGCGCAGGAGGCAGAGGAUGAGGAGGAGGAAGGGGAAAAGAUAAAUGUGUCAUUGGAGGAAGAGUUGGAGAACAAAGGGGAGGAGAAGGAAAAGGAAGAGCUGCCAUACCCCUCCUUAGCACCAGUGGUUCUGUUGGCUCUGACCCAAACCAGCCCUCCCCGCUCCUGGUGCCUUCGUGUUGUCUGCCACCCGUGGUUCGAGCGAGUGAGCAUUCUUGCCAUUCUGCUGAACUGUGUGACUCUGGGGAUGUUCCAGCCUUGUGGACACACUCCAUACUUGCUACAGGCUCUAGACGAUGGGAUCUUUGCAUUCUUUGCUGGAGAAAUGGUGGUGAAAAUGGUCGCUCUCGGGGUAAUAGGUCAGAAAGGUUAUCUAGGCGACACAUGGAACAGAUUGGACUUCUUCAUAGUUAUUGUGGGAAUGCUGGAGUACUCUCUGGACGGACACAACGUCAGCCUAUCAGCCAUCAGAACUGUUCGGGUUCUCCGCCCACUGCGAGCCAUCAACAGAGUUCCCAGUAUGCGCAUCCUGGUGACCCUCCUCCUGGAUACACUUCCAAUGCUGGGCAAUGUGUUGGCCCUCUGCUUCUUUGUCUUCUUCAUCUUUGGCAUCGUUGGCGUUCAGCUGUGGGCGGGGCUACUGAGGAACCGCUGUUUCAUGGGAGAGGAUGUCAGAAUGAGAUACAACAUCACCUUCCUGAAUGGUUAUUAUCAGCCUGAAGGCACAGACGACCAUCCGUUCAUCUGCUCGAUGGAGAGGGAAAACGGGAUGCUUCGUUGCUCUGACGUGCCUCGUCGUCGUGUGGGUCGGACCUACUGCUCACUGGGGCCUGAGGAAGCCCACUCAGAGACAGGGCUGACAGUGGACGGACCAGUGUCAUGUGUAAACUGGUACCAAUACUACAACCAGUGUCAGGCAGGAGAAAUAAACCCCCACAAAGGAGCUAUUAACUUUGAUAAUAUCGGAUAUGCAUGGAUUGCUAUAUUUCAGGUAAUUACCUUGGAGGGUUGGGUGGACAUCAUGUACUACGUAAUGGAUGCACACUCCUUCUAUAACUUCAUCUACUUCAUUUUUCUCAUCAUUGUGGGCUCCUUCUUUAUGAUCAACCUGUGCCUGGUUGUCAUUGCCACCCAGUUUUCUGAAACAAAACAGAGAGAACAUGCCUUAAUGAAAUCAGAGCAGCGCGCCCGGCAGCUCCACCAAUCAGCUUCCACACUGGCCAGCGACAGUCAGCCCGGGAGUUGCUACGAGGAGAUCAUCCGCUAUCUGGCCCACCUGGGUCGGAAGGCAUGGCGCCGGCUGUCACGCUGGAUUGUUUGGACUCGCCUGCGUCUCCGCUGCUCUUGUGUCUGCCAGAAAGAGGCCUGGUCGGCUGGAGGGAGCGGAGUUGGGGAGAUGAAUGGACUCGCCAACCGGCACUCAGGCCAUGCCCCCAAUGACUUGUCACACCUUCAUCAAGUUUAUCAUCUCCAUCACCAGCAGCAUCACCAUCAUCAGCUGCAGCAGCCUCAGCCACAGCUGGCCAUCAGCAACAGAGGGACUGGCCUUAAUUAUCCCUUCAUAUCGUCCCUUCUCAGUCACCUGGAUGGAAAGGACCGGGACCAGAAGAGGGCGGUUGCUUUGGAUACCAUCAACAGACUGCCACAGCUGGUGCUCGAGCAUGGUGUGUCUGCUGGUUAUCCCUCUCUACCUCUGCCUGGCGAAGCCUCUGGAGAUUCCUCGGUGUGUCCUUACUGCGUCUACUACAACCAACUCAGAGAACAUCCGGAUGAGCAGCUGGAAGACCCUCUUCAUGGAAACUUGUGUCACAUCGACAACCUGUGUCACAAUGACAGUCCAUGCCAGUGUAACAGCCCGCAGCGAUCUGAGUCAAAGACAAGCAUCUGGAAAUGCGGUUGGCUGAGACUCCGAAACAAGUUAGAACUUAUUGUCUGCAGCAGAUACUUCAGCAGAGGAAUCAUGAUUGCCAUCCUCAUUAACACGCUGUCGAUGGGCAUAGAGUACCACGAGCAGCCGCAGGAGCUGACAGACAUUUUGGAGAUCAGCAACAUGGUGUUCACUAGCCUCUUCAGCCUGGAGAUGCUUCUUAAGAUGCUGGCUCUCGGCCUCUUUGGCUACAUCAAGAACCCUUACAAUAGCUUUGAUAGUAUCAUUGUUAUAAUCAGUGUGUGGGAGAUUGUGGGUGAGGCCGAGGGAGGCCUAUCAGUACUGCGUACCUUUCGCCUGCUGAGAGUUUUGAAGCUGGUGCGCUUCCUUCCUGCUCUGAGGAGGCAACUGGUGGUGCUCAUGAAGACCAUGGACAAUGUAGCCACAUUCUCCAUGCUGUUAAUGCUCUUCAUCUUCAUAUUCAGCAUUUUAGGAAUGCAUCUGUUUGGCUGUAAGUUUGGUUUGCGUCAAGAAAGCGGAGAAACUUUGGCAGACAGGAAAAACUUUGAUUCUCUGCUUUGGGCAACUGUUACCGUGUUUCAGAUCCUCACCCAGGAGGAUUGGAACGCUGUGCUGUACAACGGGAUGGCCUCCACCUCUCCGCUGGCUGCCCUCUACUUCGUGGCCCUCAUGACGUUCGGAAACUACGUACUCUUCAACCUGCUUGUUGCCAUUUUAGUUGAGGGUUUUCAGGCUGAAGGUGAUGCCAACAAGUCAGAGUCUGAUGAUGAGAGGCAGUCGCUGGGCUAUCAGGAGGAGGAGAACCUCAGAGAGCUCUAUGCUGCAGAACUAAAGAUCCAGGCUAUGAUGCUGAGCCCCAAUGGUCUCCUGAACCCCAAAGCCUCCAUGCCUCACCCCACUCCUCCUCCGCUGCCCAUCAUCACACACACUACAGCCACGCCCAUCAUAAACUCCAAUCAGUCUCGCAGGCCAAGUGGAGUUUCCAUGGAGGUCAACAGUUCGGAGCAAAGGUCGCUGACUCUGUGGGACGGCAGUGCGGAGAGCCGGCGCUCCAGUUGGACGAGCAGUGGCAGAGCUCCCAGCCUGCACCGGAGGAGCCAGUCGGGGGAGAUGGAGUCCCUCCUGUCAUGCUCCAGCCCCAGCAGCAGGGAGCAAUCUCUGGACCAGUCGGACCACCUGCAGGUUCCCAUGCUGCUCUCACCAGACUGCAAUGGCACCACCUUUCACCUUCCAGAGCUGGGCUAUGACAAGGCCACAUCAUAUUUCCACAGUGAUCUUGAUGAGGAAGACACUGAAGAGAGUUUAUGUAAGAGGCUGAAGAAGAUGCUGGAGCCAUAUGAACCUCUGUGGUGCAGAGAGCAUGAAGAGUGGUCACUGUAUCUGUUUGCUCCACAAAAUGAGCUGAGGCUGUGGUGUCAGAAGGUCAUAAGUCACAAGAUGUUUGAUCACAUCAUCCUGCUUUUCAUUUUUCUGAACUGCAUCACCGUAGCGCUAGAGAGGCCUGAUAUACAUCCUAAGAGCAUGGAGCGAAUGUUUCUCAGCGUGUCUAAUUACAUCUUUACCGUCAUCUUUGUGGGCGAGAUGAUGAUCAAGGUUGUAGCAAUGGGCCUGUACUUUGGAGAAGGUGUGUACCUGCAGAGCAGCUGGAAUGUGCUGGAUGGCGUACUGGUUUUUGUGUCCCUGGUGGACAUUCUGGUCUCCAUGGCAUCAGCAGGUGGAAAUCGAAUCCUGGGCAUGCUGCGAGUCCUUCGCUUGCUUCGCACCCUGCGGCCGCUCAGGGUGAUAAGUCGGGCUCCAGGUUUGAAACUGGUUGUUGAGACCCUGAUUACAUCUCUUAGACCGAUUGGGAACAUUGUUCUCAUCUGCUGUGCAUUUUUCAUCGUGUUUGGAAUUCUGGGAGUGCAGCUUUUUAAAGGCAAAUUCUUCUACUGUGAUGGGCUAAAUGUCAGCAAUAUCACCAACAAAACCGAGUGUCUGGAGGCGGGUUAUCACUGGAUACGACGGAAAUACAACUUUGACAACCUUGGACAGGCACUGAUGUCGCUCUUCGUGCUGUCUUGUAAGGACGGCUGGGUGAGCAUUAUGUAUGACGGCCUGGAUGCUGUUGGGGUGGACCAGCAGCCAAAAAGAAACAAUAACCCCUGGAUGCUGCUAUUCUUCAUCUCGUUCCUCCUCAUUGUGAGCUUUUUCGUGCUCAACAUGUUUGUGGGUGUGGUGGUGGAAAACUUUCACAAGUGUCGGCAGCAGCAGGAGGAGGAGGAAGCCAGGCUGAGAGAGGAGAAACGACAGAAGCGGCUGGAGAAAAAGAGGAGAAGAGCCCUGGAGAAGCCAUAUUAUGCUGACUACUCCCCACUGCGGCGAUCCAUACACACAGUGUGCACCAGCCAUUACCUGGAUCUGUUCAUCACCAUCAUCAUCUUCACAAACCUCCUAACUAUGAGCAUGGAGCACUACAACCAACCUCGGUACUUGGAGGAGAUCCUGAAGUACUGCAAUUAUGUCUUCACUCUGGUGUUUGUUAUUGAGGCAAUUCUGAAGCUUAUCGCUUUUGGCCUGCGACGAUUUUUCAAAGAGAGAUGGAACCAGCUGGACUUAGCCAUCGUGUUGUUGUCCAUAAUGGGAAUCACGCUGGAGGAAAUAGACCUGAGUGCUUCCCUCCCCAUCAAUCCCACAAUCAUUCGGAUCAUGAGGGUUCUCAGGAUAACAAGAGUGCUGAAGCUGCUGAAGAUGGCCACAGGGAUGAGAGCUUUGUUGGACACAGUGAUGCAAGCUCUGCCUCAGGUGGGGAAUCUGGGUCUGCUCUUCAUGUUGCUGUUCUUCAUCUAUGCAGCUCUGGGAGUUGAGCUCUUUGGAAAACUGGAGUGUUCAGAUCUGAACCCUUGUGAGGGUCUUAGUCGGCACGCCACCUUUGACAACUUUGGCAUGGCUUUCCUCACGCUCUUCAGGGUUUCCACUGGAGACAACUGGAAUGGGAUUAUGAAGGACACACUGCGAGAGUGCCGUCCAAACGAUCGCCACUGCCUCAACUACCUGCCCUUGAUCUCCCCUGUCUACUUUGUUACCUUUGUCCUCACGGCCCAGUUCGUUUUGGUCAACGUGGUGGUCGCCGUUCUGAUGAAGCACCUGGAAGAAAGCAAUAAGGAGGCUCAGCUGGAGGAAAUGGAGGAGAGGAAAGAGAGGGAAAGGGAGGAGGUGGCCCGGCGUCUCAGCUGCACAUCGGAGUUAGAGAUGAACAUGGACACACCUGUCCAGGUACAAGUGGAAGACAAGGAAUGUUCCCAUGGAAACCUGAGGCGAAUGGGACGAAUACUGUCUCUCCCCAACGACACUUGCGUCCCGCCUCUCAGAUUCUCCUCUUACACUCCCAUUGGCCACGAGUCCAUCUGCAGCUACAGCUACUCAGGCUCCAUGUCCUCUCUGGGUUCCAGUGCAGGCAACUCUCUGCUGCAGGUUCCAGGAGCUCUUCCUGCAAUCAGCCACGCUUCACUGGGCUCUAAACAUAGCCCCAGGCCCAUCAUCUGGCUCAGCACCUCCCAAAACAUCGACAGGCAGUCUGUACACAGACUCAGUCCGGCUGACAGCAUGGAGGGCCACAGGCUCAGUUCAGCUCAGCGGACAAAUAGGCACAGACUGAGCUCAGCUCACAGUAUAGAUGGAUAUAGAUUCAGUCCAACCCGUCGACUGAACAGACACAGACUCAGCUCCACUCACAGUAUGGAUGGAUACAGGCUGAACCCCGAUCUGAUCGCAGACCGGCCGAAGCUGCAGUCCAGCCACAGCAUGGAGAGAUGUCCGUCUGUCAGGCUGAGUCCUACAGAAGGAGAGAGCAGACGUUCAUGCUGGCUAAGUCCUGAAGAGAGUAUGGACAGAAACAAGCUCAGUCCCACCUAUGUUCCAGAAAGUUCCAUCCUAAAGAAACCAGCAUCCUUCCGCUCUGCAGGCAAACAGUUAAGGAGACAGGCGGCUGUGCGCUGUGACUCCCUGGACCAGAGUGGCUCAGCUGAUGACCUGGCAGAGACCUGCUUCACUGAGCCCCCGGCCGCCUCCUCUACGCCGUGCCAGAGAUCGUCCAGCGUGCACACACUGAAAUACACUCACCCCCAGAGGGUGAUCUCCUGCAAGAGCCACAGCCGGAGCCACAGUGAGACCACCACCCAUGAACACGUACCUGAGCAGGCCAGCUGUGGCUUGCAGCCAGACACAGAGGCAGAAAAGAGGCCUGUCAGCCCUCAGGGCCCAUCCAGUUUGAAGGUCACCAGCACUGAAUCCAUCCUUUCUGCUCCACUGCUUAACCACAGAGCGGCCGGGUCAGACCCCGCCCCCACGCUGGAUGAUGCUGAUGAGGAGGUCGAUGGUAUGAACGGUUCGGUCACUCAGCCUGCUGCCGUUCCGAGUCUCGGGGAGCAGCGGAGUCGCCUCAGUCACACGGCUUCGCCCGUCUCAGGCAGGAGCAGGAAGCACCGGAUGAGCCCACCGCCGGGUGACGAGCCGGUCACUGAGGCCACACAGUUUCUAGACAGUAGUUUUGAGCUGAGGAGGCGGACUCUGUCGUUUGAUGCCACCACCGUCUCUCCUAACCAGCAGGAGGGCAGCUCUGUGGAGGACAUAAAACCAGAGCCAAACAUUCUGCUGAACUUCUCAUGAGAGGCACAAAAGCUUCAGACUGAAGCAGGAGUGUUUCCUGCUGUUUCCUCCUUCCUAUUAGAUUUUCACAGUGUGUGAAAAGAAGUCAUGAUGUGUGUACAAUUGAAGAAAUCUAAGGACUGUUUGUGCUUCAAGCACACAAAAAUGCAUAUGUAAAAGAGAAGUUUCUUUUUCUUCUAUCAUAAUCUUAGCUUUAGUUCAGGCACAGUAGCGGCCCGGCUGUAUUUACAACCUUCCUGUUGCUUGCUCUCCUGCUGUUGCCAUUAGUCAUCCUUUCUCUACAAGCCUAGGCCAGAACACAACACAAAGAUUGUGAUGCUUAUUAUAUACAGUGCCUUACAAGAGUAUUUUCAACUUUUCCGCAUGUGGUGUUACAAAAACAAACUACAGUGUAGUUUGUUUGAAAGUAAAGUGUCAUUUUACUUUGUGGAGUAAAGUAUGCUGUGGGAGAGCAUCAUGCAUGAUGCUCCUGCCACCAUGUUCCAAAGUGUGGAAAGUUUAUUUAUAUGCUCUUUAUUUCCCACCACAAAUAAAUUUUGUUGGCCAAAUAGUGAACUAUUAGUCUUACUUGACCAGAGCACUGUUUUUCCUCAUUUGCUGUAUCAUCUUCAUCACUUGUUGCAAAAUGGAAGUAUGACUUCUUACUGCUCUCUUAAACACAGUCUUUCUCCCACCAGAGCUGUGGAUCUUUGCAGCUCCUCCAGAGUUGCUGUUGGCCUCUUUGCUCCUUCUCUCAAUGCUCUCCUUCAAACCACUCCAUAAUUUGUACCUGUUUGCUGUAAUCUUUGUGAUGCUGGUGUUCCAACUAAUGUUCUCCAACAAAUCUGCUUCUCAGAGCAGUGAAUUCUGAUGAAGUUAUCUGCAAGUGGACACUAUUUACCUGUCAGAUGAUUGCUGGGGGAUGACUUGUUGCAAUGGGUUUCAUUAAUUAAAAAAAACUGAGUACAAAAGCAUGCAAUAUUUUUCAUAUUUUCAUAAUUAAGAAGUUUGCUUUUAAAGUCACUGGUAGCCUUUAUGCAACAGUAGCUUCAUAGGAAGAAGGGCAGAGAGAAGAGGAGGAGAUAUGCAGCAAAUGACCCAGACAGGGUCAUGGAACCAGGGACCACUGAGCUGAGGACCAGAGCCUCUGAGUGGUCUACCAGCAAGUGGUCCCCCAACUAAGAAGAUUAUGAAUCACUUUAGCUUCAUUGUUAUGUAUGACUUUGUGUUGGACUGUCAAACAGACUCCCAAUCAAAUACAUUGAAAGACAGUAUGUGGUUUUGAAUAAAUGUGGAAAAAUACAUAAGAUUUAAAUACUUUUGCAAGGCACUGUAUUUUCAGAAGUCUAUGAUUUUAUUUUAAUUAGAUAUGCAUCAAGAGACCAAAACGACUUAUUAGGUAUAAUCCAAGUCAAAGCAAUAUAUAUGUUUGUGACUUUGUCACAUUUGAGAAACUUAAACCCCAAAAAGAUCAUUUCUAGUUGAUACUAGUCUGUUGUUCAAAGUUGCAGUAUGUAACUUUUAUGAUUUUUUUAAUAUAUGUAUUUGUUGAAACUGUUACUAUGUCAUGACUGUAUGGUGCGAAACAGACAAGCUGUGAGAAAAAUCAAGCUCCUGUGCCUUCUCCCAGUGUCAACUAGAAACAACCAGUCAGAACCAGGAGGUGGGUAUCAGCGCUGUCAAUCACCUCUCUGUGUGCUGCUGCUCAUCCUCCCUCCCUGUUACCCCCUUGCUAUCUGCUAAACCACAGCUAGCAUAGCCAGUUGUGAAUGCUAAGGCUAGUUAGCAUGGCAACGAAAACAGCAGAUAGACAGUUCUUCUGUAAUGUAAGUUGUUUCUCUGCCAUUAUCACAUUUAGCAGCGAGUACAUGUGGUGAUUCAUAGCGCUAAUACCCUCUUCCUGGCUCUGAUUGCUUCCUUUUGGUCAGGAAUGGUGCAUUUCUUCAGAUGGCAAUCUGAAGAAAUGCCAUCACCUCCACCUCAGGGAGGAGGUGGAGGAAAUUGAUCUUUUCACAGAUGAUCUGUCUCGCGGCAACCCUCGAACCCG
Molecule: messenger RNA, 8935 nt
Organism: Xiphophorus maculatus (southern platyfish)
Lineage: Eukaryota; Metazoa; Chordata; Actinopteri; Cyprinodontiformes; Poeciliidae
Product: voltage-dependent T-type calcium channel subunit alpha-1H-like
Exons: 35
Coding region: 331-6909 (2192 amino acids)
Biological process (GO): membrane depolarization during action potential; sodium ion transmembrane transport; calcium ion import
Cellular component (GO): voltage-gated calcium channel complex; voltage-gated sodium channel complex; neuron projection
Molecular function (GO): low voltage-gated calcium channel activity; voltage-gated sodium channel activity
Source: RefSeq, a predicted model, not a curated record